CUAUGGUUCUUUUUAUGGCAUCAUAAGUGAUGACAUUGAAUGGGAGAGUCAGAUGGUGGUGGACCUAACACAAAGAAGACCAGAUUUAAAGUUUAUUAUCCUCAAACAUUGGAGGUUGGGCAGAUCUGAAAAUAUUAAUGAUUUAAUAGCAAGAAGCAGGAAAGUGAUCAUUGCAUUUUCACCAAAACCAUUGACUGAAUAUUCUAAGUAUGCUGCACACAGUGUUGUUGUAAAAAUGCUGGAAGCAAAAAUACUUGAUGAUGCUAAGAUAAUACCAGUCAAAAUUUCAGAAGAUUUUGUUGUACCUCCUAUGUUUGAAUCAUUUACUGUCAUCAGUGCCAGUGAAGAAGAUUUUGUUGACAAAGUUCUGCAAGAUAUAGUUGAGUGUGAGGAGACAGAAAGUGUCACACCUGAUGUGCCAUCCCUUAUAGCCCUUGAAGGAACAUCUGAAGAACUGUUAAGCGAUGAACACAAGACACAGCUAGUGGGAAGAAGUGAAAGAUGUAUCAAGCAAAAGAAACAGGCUCCAGGAAUAAUAAUGGAUAAGCCAUCAUCCAGUCAAGAAAGAGAGUCUCCACAGCCACCUUAUUUUGAAAUGGUUGAUACUUCAAAACCUGUUGAUGACUUACACCAGAGAGUCCCUGAAAUGGUACGCAAGGAUCAGUCAUGGGCUAUAAAGGUUGACACUGCUCUAUCUGUUAAGGAAUUCCAUCAGCGAGUUCCUGAAAUGGCACAUGAGUUUAGAUUUGAGUUGGAUUGGUUUCAGAGACAAGCUAUUGUACAUCUGGAAAACAAACAGAGUGUGUUUGUGGCAGCACAUACAUCAGCAGGGAAGACAGUUGUAGCAGAAUAUGCCAUAAGACUCUCACUUAAGCAUGGUACCAAAGCAAUUUACACCUCACCAAUAAAGGCUUUGUCCAACCAAAAGUACCAAGACUUCAAGAAAUCAUUUGGUAAAAAACACGUUGGUCUGCAGACAGGAGAUGUACAGAUAAAUAAAAAAAAAGCUUCCUGUGUCAUCAUGACAACUGAAAUUCUAAGGUCAAAGCUGUAUGAUCCUGAGGAGCUCCAUGGUCUGGAAUGGGUUAUUUUUGAUGAAGUCCAUUACUUCAAUGAUAAAUCGAGAGGAGUAGUUUGGGAGGAAGCUCUGAUCAUGCUGCCAAAAACAGUGAACCUAGUCCUUCUGAGUGCAACAUUCUCUAACAAAAUGGAAUUUGCUAAUUGGAUUGGAAAGAUCAAAAAGAAGUCAAUUUAUGUGAUUGCAACUGCAGAGCGACCUGUACCUCUACGGCAUUUCUUGUAUACUGGAACUGAGGAGAUAGCUGAAAACCAACUGUUCCAAACAGUGGAUGUGACUGGAGAUUUUAACAAUGAAGAAUAUGAAAGAGCAUUGAUGGCUGUAAAUGAAAAUUUAACCCCAAAACAAGCAUCAGAUGUAAAGGACAAAAAUUGGUACUUAUCAUUUGUCAAAAUGCUGCAUGGAAAAAACUAUUUACCAGCGAUUGUGUUCACAUUCACAAAGAAGAAAUGCAGUGAGAAUGCCAUGUUUUUGCAGUCUUGUGAUCUGACCACCCGUAAUGAGAAACAUCAAAUUGAAAAAUUUUUAAAAUCAUCAUUACAAAAAAUGCCAGAAUCAAGCCAGACAUUAUCGCAGAUCACUGAGUUGAAGGAGAUGCUGAAGAGGGGUAUAGGUUAUCACCACAGUGGAGUCUUACCUAGAAUGAAAGAGAUUGUAGAACAACUUUUUCAAAAGUGUUUUGUGAAGGUCCUAUUUGCCACAGAGACAUUUGCUAGUGGGGUUAAUAUGCCAGCAAAAACAGUGAUCUUUAACUCAAUUGAAAAGUAUGAUGGGGAGGAGGUACGCCCUCUGAAUCCUGGAGAAUACAUCCAGAUGGCUGGCAGAGCAGGUAGAAGAGGUAUAGAUGACUUUGGUUUAUCCAUCAUAGUAUGUAAAAGUGACAAGUCUGGAGACAAGCCACAGAUUUCAGUAUUGAGAAGUUUACAACAGGGGAAGCCUUGUCCUGUUGAGUCUCAGUUUCACCUCAAGGAUAAUAUGAUCUUGAAUUUAGCUAAAAGGGCUAAGCUUCAGGUUGAGGAUGUUCUGAGGCAGAGCUUUGCAGAGUAUAGCAGAGAUUCUACACAAAGAGAACUUCUAGAUUUGGAAAAGCAGUUAAAGAACGUGGAACCUGUACUCUGUGGUUUUUGCAAAAACGAUCUGAAAGAAUACUAUGCCGAAUGCAAGAGGAUUCAUUCCAUAAAAUCAGAUUUGAAGUAUAAUUGCAGACUUUAUUCACAACCAAGUGGUCAAGUUGUUGUGGUUUACUCUCCAAAACACAAUCAUUUUCUAGGGAUCAUCCUAUCAAAAGACUUAAAGAAGUUUAAAACUCUGGUUAUAUAUGAUAAGCUGUCUCCUAUGGGUAAACGCAAAAGCAAACUAAAAGUUCCAAUGGUCUCAAAUACAGAACUGUACCUUCCAAAGAAUCUCAGCAAAUCCUAUGAUGUUGUAGAGUUAGAAGCUGAUGAUUUUAAUGUAACAGGAAAAGCUGUAGAAGAUGCUGAGUCACUUGUUCAAUACAGCUCCUUAUCUAAAGAUGCUGUGAAAAAACUACAAGACUGUGUAAAAAAGGAAUUUCCGAACUUCAAGUUUCAAUGUCUUCAGUGCAAAAAUCUGCACAAGCAUUAUGAAAUGCAUGAAAAGCAGCAAGAAUUGAAGGAGAAAGUAGAAGAAGUGAAAAAAAAACUCUCUGAAAGAAGUUUGCUGCUGCUUCCUCAAUUUCAGCAAAGACAGGAGGUGUUGAAAAGUCUGAAUUACUUCAACGACAACAUGGAGAUUCAGCCGAAGGGAAUUGUAGCCUGCCAAUUCAGUCACAAUGAGGUCUUAUUGACUGAAAUUAUCUUUGAAAACAUUCUUGAUGACUUAGAGCCACAUGAGAUUGCUUCAGCUUUGUCCUGUAUGGUUUAUCAUGGAAAGGAACCUAGUGACAUAAUGAUUGAUAGAAAGGUUAAAAAGGUAAUGCAGGAUAUUAAAUCCAUUGCAAGAAAUCUAGGUGCUCAUAAGCAGAUAUAUGAUAAAGAUUUUGAUGUGAAAGAUUAUGUUGACCAAUUCAAACAAGGAUUUGCAGACGUAGUUUUUGAAUGGGCUAAAGGAAAAUCUUUUGAAGAUAUCAGAUGUUUAGCAGGGGAAAUUCCAGAUGGUGAGAUUGUUAAUACAAUGCAAAAGUUGAUUAGUAUCUUUCAAGAGAUACACAAUGCUUGUCGUGUGAUAUGCAAGGAUAUACAAUGUGAAACUGACAAAUCUGCAUUUGCAUAUAAGGUGAAAAGAGCAUCAGAUAUGAUAGAACGGGACAUAAUGGCUAUACCAAGCCUAUACUUACCCAGUGAUGAAGAACGUGUUGAUGAAGAUGGAGAUUCAGAUACAGAUACAGAUAAAUAAAUAAAUUAAAGUAAUAAUUGAUUACCCUUGAAGUAUUUUAUUUUUCUUAAACUUAUCAAAUAGUCUCUGAUUUGUUUAUUAUAUCAUUAUGUAAAGGAUGGAGUUCAUUGGUAUUAUUAUUUCCAUUGUUUAAUAAUAAAGUGCGGUCACUUUUUUGACAAAUUUGAUUAAGCAUAACAACUGAGGUCAUUGCUUGGGACUCUCUUGUCUGUGGAGUGCUGUUAUGUUUCUUACUUUAUGAUUACAUGUAAUUCAGCUGUGAGGCUGCGAUUUGUAUGAAGUUAAAAAUAAAAUAACCUUCCUUGCUGUCUGUCUCUACAUCAUUUGUACUUUAACUAUUUAGACAUAUAUGGCACUGAAAUUUUUAACAACACUAAAAGAAGCUAACUCUGAUGCAAUGUCUAACAUUGUUGGAGGGGAUACCUUGAGGCUUGACCAUUUGUAUUCUAUCAGUGAUAUAGUUACGGAUACAUUUAGGGAUAUAGAUGCAUAUUUUCUUCUAGUACAUUAUUUUCUAUAAUAAUGAAGGCCAUGUAAAUUCAGAACUGAAUUUUUUUAAAGUUAAAAUUGAUUUCCAGAACUAAUAAUCCAAUUAGCAAUAUGACUGUAGUAUUUAUAAGCUAUUGAUGGACUACCAAUAAUUUUUGGCAGACUACUGGUUGCAUAACACUGGCUUAGUGUUUUUGUAAACUAUCAAAUAGAAUUAAGCUUGAACAUUCAAUUACUACAAUAAUAAAUGGAUAAAUAUUUUUAAAAAACCACCUCAACAUAUAUGAUGUUGGUGUAUUGUAGUAUAAUACUAUAGAUUAUAUUUUUGUAGUAAAGUCAACUGAUAUUUUUAUCUAAAAUUGGUAUAGUACAGUAAAACAAUGUCGUAUUUUGGUGGUGUGAUUAUUUUAAUUAACUCCAAACAUCCGUAAAAAAAAUACUAAAACUAAAACGAAAAAAAAAAGUAUAUUGAGGUUUAGCAAACACAUAAAUUUGCCUAUUAUUAAGUCAGAAAUUCAGUUUGGACAUCCGACCCACUUACAAUGGGUUGGUCGCAACAAAUUUGUUUUUGACUGUACCAUGCCCACCUGUAAUCUAAAUAUAUUGCCAACCUCCUCUGCAUGGGCAUAGGUUAAUCAUGAAUAUGAUCUUUACCAUUUGAAUUUACCAUUAUUUAUCCUUUGAAAUAAGCUGGAAUUUUUUUAUUAUAGCUAAAAGAGGUAUGUGUGGCAAAGACAAGCCAAAUCAGUCAC
Molecule: messenger RNA, 4674 nt
Organism: Anneissia japonica
Lineage: Eukaryota; Metazoa; Echinodermata; Crinoidea; Comatulida; Comatulidae
Product: helicase SKI2W-like
Exons: 22
Coding region: 53-3433 (1126 amino acids)
Biological process (GO): nuclear-transcribed mRNA catabolic process, 3'-5' exonucleolytic nonsense-mediated decay
Cellular component (GO): Ski complex
Molecular function (GO): RNA binding; ATP binding; RNA helicase activity
Source: RefSeq, a predicted model, not a curated record